GAUCAUUCAUCUGACAGGGCGAACUGGAGCGGAAUUUCGCCUUCUGUAGAAUACCAUCGAAUGUGAGGUUAUCAUUCGUCUCUCGAGAUGAUCAGACCCACCCUGCGCGCUGUUCAGUCAUGGCGGGUCAGGAAUGUGCGCUCCAUGUUUUACAAGGCAUUGUAAGACCGUGUUAAAACUAACCAAUUGGGAAAAUAAUGACGUGGGUUUGAUCGAGGUUUACCAAGCAAUGUAAUGGGCAGCAACUCAAGUAAACACAAGAAACGGGUGCCAAGCCAGGAGAGACGACGCAAUCCAGGCUGGCAUGGUCUUCUCUCCAAUAUUGGAAUAUCCUUUACUGAUGGACUUCGCCACCUUGGCCCACCUGUUCUGGCCACACAGGGCAUGGUGCUCGGCAGCGGAGCCCCAAUCCCUGAGGACCUCCUCCCCCCAGGACACAGCCCUCAGAAGCCUGGCAUGGAGUCGACUCUCCCUGGUUUCAUCUCUGUCUUUCUGCCUGAGUUCCCACACCGUACAUUUACUGGGCAAGACGAUUUCCAGAUCCUGGGCUUCAUAGCUAAAGGCUCCUUUGGUCCUAUCUUGAAAGUAAAGGACAGGUCAAAGGAGAAGACUUAUGCCGUUAAGGUUUUACCCAAGUCUGAGAUACUGAAGCAUGGGGUCCUGGAACAGUCAAAGGAGGAGGUCAUCAUUCAGCGGCAGCUCAGCCACCCAUUCCUCCACAAUCUGCAGGACUGCUGGCAGACCCAGCGCCACCUCUUCAUUAUGUGUGAGUACUGCAGUACUGGAGACCUGUACACUUACUGGAUACUGAAGGGCCAGUUUGGGGAUGAUGAGGUUCGGGUGUUCGCUGCAGAGCUAGGCUGUGCUUUGGGUUUCCUUCACGACUUUGGGAUCAUGCAUAGGGAUGUGAAGAUGGAGAAUGUCCUUCUGUCUGACCAAGGUCACCUGCGUUUAGCUGACUUUGGACUUUCUCGACGUCUUGCGCGGGGCGCAAGAGCAUUUACAAUUUGUGGGACAAUCCAAUACAUGGCUCCUGAAGUCCUGAGUGGGGGUCCCUACAGCCAUGCUGCUGAUUGGUGGUCUCUCGGCAUUCUGUUGUUCUCAAUGGUGACUGGAAAGUUCCCUGUACCUCCAGAGCCAGACCACUGCAACAUGCUGAGAAAGGUCAGAGACUGCCCAUACUCCAUACCCAAGACCUUCAGGCCUGCACUAGCCCUUCUGCUCACAGAGCUCCUAUGCAAGAACCCAGCCCAUCGCCUGCAUAGCCUGGAGCGCUUCAAAAGGCAGAUGUUUUUCCAUGGCACUUCCUUUGACUCUCAGCUACUACAGAAGAGACCUGUUGAAUUAAUUCUUGAACUGAAGAACCAUCCUGAUCGUCCAGUCAAAGCAAUGCGGGGCCUGUCUAUGGACUACUUCCAGAACUUUGACUGUGACAUCCUCCACUCCCCUACCAGCCCCACUGACCUGUCACCUACCUUGGCCAACAUUGACCUGAGCCAGGCUCUGGCUACAGCUCAGGGUUGUAGUGAAUGAGAUGUGCCUGUUCUACUUUGCCUCAAUACUGCCUGCAAAUUAAUGGAAACAUUUGAUAUAUACUUUGUACCGCAUGUAUACUUGGUUGUGAAAAAGCUACUGUACAGUGCAUUUGGAAAGUAUUCAGACUCCUUCACUUUUUCCAUAUUUUGUUACGUUACAGCCUUAUUCUAAAAUGUAUUCAAUUGUUUUCUUCCCUCUUAAUCUACACACAAU
Molecule: messenger RNA, 1749 nt
Organism: Oncorhynchus gorbuscha (pink salmon)
Lineage: Eukaryota; Metazoa; Chordata; Actinopteri; Salmoniformes; Salmonidae
Product: ribosomal protein S6 kinase-related protein-like
Exons: 12
Coding region: 235-1533 (432 amino acids)
Biological process (GO): protein phosphorylation
Molecular function (GO): protein serine/threonine kinase activity; ATP binding
Source: RefSeq, a predicted model, not a curated record